GGAUGUUUUCGAGCAGAGAGAAGGAGCCAAGAUGGCGGAGCCUUCCAGAGAUCCUCCGUCCGCUCUGAGCGCCGACUUCAUGAGCUUCUCCCCCGGAGACACCGCCUCGCGCUGGCUGGCGUGUGCUGACCUGCAGCAGGAGGUGUACUGCCACCUGGCUGAGUACGUGCCCCGCAUCCUGUGCCAGGGGGGCGGCAUGGCAGAGCAUCGGGAGGAGCAGCGGGAGGAGCAGCGGGAGGAGCUGGCCCUCCAGCUGCUGCUCCUUGCCCCCCUGGAGUGGUUCCUGCUGGGGGGGGAGCCGGCGGCCGGCCUGGCGCUGCUGCAGCAGGGCGGGGGGUCGGCGGCGCUCUGUGGGCAUGUCUUCAAGGUGGGGGAGCCCACCUACUCCUGCAGGGAGUGUGCGGCCGACCCGACCUGUGUUCUGUGCAUGCAGUGCUUCCUGGCCAGCGCCCACCGCCACCAUCGCUACCGGAUGACCACGUCAGGAGGCGGAGGCUUCUGUGACUGUGGAGACGCCGAGGCCUGGAAGACCGGUCCGUCCUGCCAGAACCACACGCCUGCCGACCAGAACCGGGAGACCGAGGAGGACCCGGUCUCUCUGCUGCCCCCUGCUGUGGAGGAAAGGAGCUGCAGCAUCUUCUCCAUCAUCCUGCAGUACGCCGUCGACCUGCUGACCUGGGAGCAGGAGGACCAGCUGCCUGCAGGCCUGGAGCCGCCGCAGCGGAGCGACAGCUACUACUGCAUGCUGUUUAAUGAUGAAGUCCACACCUAUGAGCAGGUCAUCUACACGCUGCAGAAAGCCGUCAACUGCAGCCAGAAGGAAGCCGUCAGCUUCGCCACCACCGUGGACAGAGACGGCAGGAAGUCAGUCCGGUUCGGGGAUCAUCAGUUCUGUGAACAGGCGAAGGCGGUCAUCGUGAGGAGCACCAGCCGGCAGUCCAAGCCCCUGCGGGUCCAGGUGAUGCACUCGGCGCUGGUGGCUCAUCAGUGCUUCGCUCUGAAGGCUCUCGGCUGGCUGGGCCAGAUCAUCCAGUACUCUGACGGCCUGAGGAGGAUCCUGUGCCAGGUGGGGCUGCGACCUGGUCCAGAGGGCGAGAACUCCUCACUGGUGGACCGCCUGAUGCUGAACGACUCCAAGAUGUGGAAAGGAGCCCGGAAUGUUUACCACCAGCUGCUCAUGAACAGCCUGCUGAUGGACCGCAAGUUCAAGAAGCUGUUCGCCAUCCGGUUUGCCAAGAACUAUGAGCGCUUGCAGAGCGACUUCAUCAGAGACGACCACGACCGGCAGUUCUCAAUCACCGACCUGUCGGUGCAGAUCUUCACUGUUCCCUCGCUGGCCCGGAUGCUGAUGGUGGAGGAGAACCUGAUGAUGACCAUCAUCAGAACCUUUGUGGAUCAGCUUCGCCACCGCGACGCUCAGGGACGCUUCCAGUUCGACCGCUACACCGCCCAGCAAGCCUUCAAGUUCGGCCGGGUCCAGAGCCUCAUCGGAGACCUGAAGUACGUCCUGAUCUCCCCGCCCCCACAGUGGAGCCAGCAGCUCAGAACCAAGUUCCUGGACGGCUUCGAAACCUUCCUGGACCUGCUCAGGUGCAUGCAGGGCAUGGACCCGGUGGUGAGACAGGUGGGCCAACACAUCGAGAUGGAGCCGGAGUGGGAGGCGGCCUUCACCCUGCAGAUGAAGCUGACGCACAUCAUCACCAUGAUGCAGGAGUGGUGCAGCACUGACGAGCACGUUCUGAUCGAGGCGUAUAAGAAGUGUCUGAGUGCGCUCAGUCAGUGCCAGGGUGGCCUGCCGGACGGUGAGCAGCCAAUCAGCUUGAGCCUGGCAGGUCACACUGUGGACACCUUCAGGUACCAGGUGUCCCAGGAGAAGGUGUCCAUCCACCUGCCCAUGUGCAGGCUGCUAGCAGGACUCCAUGUUCUCCUCAGCAGGACCGAGGUGGCGUCACGACUCCCCGAGCAGCUGCCCCUGGGGGAGCUCAGCCCUCACCUGCUGAUAGAGCUGCCAUUGCGCUGCCUGGUCCUCUGUGCACAGGUGCAUGCUGGGAUGUGGAGGAGGAACGGCUUCUCUCUGAUCAACCAGAUCUACUACUACCACAACGUCAAGUGCAGAGUGGAGAUGUUCGACAAGGACCUGGCCAUGCUGCAGGUUGGCGCCUCCAUGAUGGAUCCGAACCACUUCCUGAUGAUCGUUCUGAGCCGCUUUGAACUCUUCCACACCUUCAGCGCCGCCGACCUACGGAGAAGAUACAGGGAGGCCAACAAGGACCUGGCCCAACAGAACACGCUGAUAGAGGAGAUGCUACACCUCAUCAUCAUGGUGGUAGGUGAGCGUUAUGUUCCGGGCGUCGGCCAGGUGGAGCCGCUGGAUGAGGUCAGGAGGGAGAUCCUCCACCAGCUGUGCAUCAGACCCAUGGCUCACAGCGAGCUGGUCAAGGCUCUGCCUGAGAACGGCAACAAGGAGACGGGUCUGGAGAGAGUCAUUGACAGCGUUGCGUCAUUCAGGAAGCCAGGUGUGACGGGGCGGGGCCUGUAUGAGCUGCGUCCUGAGUGGUCCAAACGCUUCGACCUCUACUUCCAUCACUACAGCCGGGCGGAUCAGUCCAAGGCCGAGGAGGCUCAGAGGAAGCUGAGGAGACAGAACGGCGAGGACACAGCCCUGCCCCCGCCCCGGCCGCCCCCCCUCUGCCCGCUGUUCGGCAGCCUGGUCAACCUGCUGCAGUGCGACACGCUGCUGGCACUAGAGGGCGCCGUGCUGCAGUGGGCCGUGGAGCCCAGCGGAGGAGGCUGGACCGAGUCCAUGCUGCAGAGGGUGCUGCACCUGGUUGCCAUGGCGCUCCUGGAGGAGCAGCAGCAGCUGGAGAGCAGCGGCGCAGACGAAGACGUCUCCUUCACCUUCAGCACCAGGAUCACACGUCCAGGUGAGGCUCCCAGCACGUCCGGAAGCGUCCUGGCUCUGCUGGAGAGCCUGCAGAACGCCCCUCACCUGGAGGUUCACAAGGACAUGAUCACCUGGAUCCUCAAGAUGGUGGGAAACAUCAAAACCACGAGGGAGCGAACGUCUGGCUCCAGCGUUAGCGUCAGCCAUGGCCGCCGCCCAGAAGAGUCGGUGAGGGACAAGGACAAGGCGGAGAGGAAAAGGAAGGCGGAGAUGGCGCGGCUCCGCAGGGAGAAGGUCAUGGCCCAGAUGUCUGAGAUGCAGAAACAUUUCAUCAACGAGAAUAAGGAGCUGUUCCAGCAGAGCAUGGAGGAUCUGGAGGCGGCUGCCACCGCCACCGAGCACAGUCCUCCCAGUUUGGAGCCCACCUGUGUCGCUCAUAUCUGCGUGGGCCCCAUGCGGGUGGGCGGGGCCGAGCGCCGCCAACUGGUCACCUGCAUCCUGUGUCAGGAGGAGCAGGAGGUCAGAGGUCACGGGAGAGCCAUGGUGCUGGCAGCCUUCAUCCAGAGAUCCACUGUUCUGUCCAAGAACCGCAGCCGCGGCAUCCCCGACCCAGAACGCCUCGACCCGCUCUUCAUGCACCCUGACCUCUCGGUGGGUGUCCACACCGCCAGCUGCGGACACAUCAUGCACGCCACCUGCUGGCAGAGGUACUUUGAGGCGGUGCAGCAGAAGGAGCAGCGGCGGCAGCAGCGGCUCAGAGGUCACACCAGCUACGACGUGGAGAACGGGGAGUUCCUGUGUCCGCUGUGCGAGUGUCUGAGCAACACCGUCAUCCCCCUGCUGCCUCACGCCUGCUCACCUGACCGCAGUGUGGAGCAUCCAUGUCUGGAGACCUGGCUGAAGAGAACCAAUCAGCAGGCAGCGGCUCUAGACUCCACCCACAGGAAGCAGUCACAUGGUGCGGCGCAGCAGGUGGAGCCAGCGGUACCUGACAGGUUCAGGGUCGGCUUUGAUCUACAGAAUUCAUUCUCCAGCGGCGUUGGGGAGAUGAUCAACACCUUCAGCAUGUCGGCCUAUAAGGUCGGCCUCAAGGUCAACCCCAACGAGCAGGACCCCCGAGUCCCGGUGCUGAGCUGGUCCACCUGCGCCUACACCCUGCAGAGCACAGAGCGCCUCCUGAUGGAUGAGAAGAAGCCGUUGUUUGGAAGCUUACCUUGCCGACAGGAUGACUGUCUGAGUUCUCUGACCCGGUUCAGUUCAGCCUGCUGGACCGCCGCUCCGAUCAGAACCGUUCAGAACCAUUUCAUCAGGCUGCUGUCAGUUCUGGUUCCCAUUCCGGACUCCCAGCUGGAGGACGCUCCCUGCAUCCUGGAUGUGGACAUGUUCCACCUGCUGGUGUACAGCGUCUUGUCCUACAGCUCCCUGCACAGUCUGGACCAAUCAGGACGAAGGUCUGUGGAUUCGGCUCACCUUCACCUGCUUCAUCUGGUCACUGUGGCUCACCUGGUUCAGGUGCUGCUCACCUUCACCACCGGUGAGCUGAGUAUGGAUCAGGACGGUGAGGAGUCAGAGGAGGAGCAGCUCACCUGUCAGCUGUACGGCAGGCUGAGGGAUCACCUGGGCAGGUGUUUACCUGACAUCUCCUGUGGGUGGCGCCUGUGGAGGUGUGUGAGAGCCUCCGUCCUGCCCUUCCUCCGGACCGCCGCCCUCUUCUUCCACUACAUGAACUCUGCAUCGCCCCCUGCUGACCUGCUGGGUACAGGACCUGGCCAGUGGGAGGCGCUGUGUAGCUACCUCAGUCUGCCCUCCAACCUGCUGCUGCUGUACCAGAACCAGCGGACACUUCUGGAGCCGCUCAUCCACAGGUGGUGCUGUCAUCCAGGUGUGGGCCAGGUGCUCCAUGGGGGCGGAGUCUUGGUGCGGUUCCCCAGAGAGUCCAACAGGUUGAUCGAUCUGCCAGAGGACUACAGCAUCCUGAUCAACCAGGCCUCCAGCUUCACGUGUCCGCGGUCCGGUGGGGAUAAGUCUCGCGCCCCCACGCUGUGCCUGGUGUGCGGCUGCAUGCUAUGCUCUCAGAGCUACUGCUGCCAGACGGAGGUGGAGGGAGAGGAUGUCGGAGCCUGCACCGCCCACACCUUCACCUGUGGAGCGGGCAUCGGCCUCUUCCUCAGGGUCAGGGAGAGCCAGGUGUUGUUCGUUGCAGGUAAAACUAAGGGCUGCUUCUAUCCCCCGCCGUACCUGGACGACUAUGGAGAAACCGACCCUGGCCUCAAGCGUGGGAACCCGCUCCACCUUUGCUCAGAGCGCUAUCAGAAGAUCGAGCGUCUGUGGCGGCAGCACGGCAUUGCUGAGGUCAUAGGUCAUGCUCAGGAGGCCAAUCAGACGCUGGUUGCCAUCGACUGGCAGCACCUGUGACCGCGGACUGGCCCUGCCCACUAACGAACCUCUUUGAACCAAUCAGCUCGCUGCAGCUGCAACCUGAAGUCGGAGCAGCUUUCAGGGAUUUUUUAGGGUGUUCGGAUCCUGACCUUUGACCUCUGAUUGUCACCUCUUCCCCCUCAGUCCUCCAAUCAGACAUCACCUCUUCAGGAGUUGUCGUGAUUGGCUGGAGGUCAGGUGAUUUAUGUCAGGUGUACAUUGCAUUUUGAUAGACUGGGUCUCCAUGGCAACCCAGGUGACAGUAAUCGGCUUACUCCCUGAGACAUCAUUAUGAAAACUUCAGCCAAUCGGAAGCCAGAACUGUGCGAACGACGCCGUUGGUCCACCGUCUCCAUGGCAACCAGGUCGAUGAGCCGAGUCUGAUCGGGUUUUAUUCACUUCCGCUUUAAUGUUUUAAUUAACGAGGUGAGCGUGUGACAUCACUUCCCGUUUGUGUGUUUGAGUUUGGGGAGGCGGAGCGUCAGAACCGGACCAGAACCGGACUGGGUCCGGCUGAUGCUCCGUCUUGGUAAUGUCACUUUAACCUGUAGAACAGAACCAAUAAAAUGGGCUUUAAAGAA
Poecilia latipinna (sailfin molly) is the source of this 5883-nucleotide messenger RNA. RefSeq names its product ubiquitin protein ligase E3 component n-recognin 2 (gene ubr2). NCBI's taxonomy places the organism in Eukaryota, Metazoa, Chordata, Actinopteri, Cyprinodontiformes, Poeciliidae. The coding region runs from base 32 to 5299 and encodes 1755 amino acids. Gene Ontology annotation, molecular function: ubiquitin protein ligase activity; zinc ion binding. Gene Ontology annotation, biological process: protein ubiquitination; ubiquitin-dependent protein catabolic process via the N-end rule pathway. The transcript is spliced from 46 exons. The record is from RefSeq and is a predicted model, not a curated record. Gene Ontology annotation, cellular component: ubiquitin ligase complex; cytoplasm.